This is a messenger RNA of Stomoxys calcitrans (stable fly), 1005 nucleotides long. RefSeq lists its product as uncharacterized. The coding region runs from base 110 to 904 and encodes 264 amino acids. The record is from RefSeq and is a predicted model, not a curated record. Lineage: Eukaryota; Metazoa; Arthropoda; Insecta; Diptera; Muscidae. The transcript has 2 exons.
AGCAAAAAUUCAACAUUCGCAAAUACCAAAGCCAAGUCACCUCACAUCACUGACAAAACAAUUUUGCUCUGAUCAAGAAACGCCAAAUUAGACAGAGAGUAACAAACCAAUGGACAAAUACGAUAUUCUGUGGCUGUUGUUAGCAAUAGGGCAAUUAAUGAUAGGCAUUACAGCAUCCUCCUCUGGUGGCACACAUUCGAUUAAGGAAUUCAUACAACCCCCGACAGAUAAGCGGUAUGAACUCUACGAUUUCAUUGCCACCAGAAUCGAUGACUGGAGCACCAGGCAAUUACUUAUUGAGGGUUCUACAUACUCCUCGAUGUUAGUGGCCUAUAAGGAUUUCAUGCACACACACAAAGGUGAUAAAACCUAUGCAGAUCCCUCCUAUGGAAAGCUGCAACAGCAAAUAGAACGUUUCAUCGGUGCAACUGAGAAACUAAGACAAGAUCCUCAAAAUUGUGCUCUGCAGAAUCGGGCAUCCCAGGAGCUGGAGGAAAUAUCCAAAUGCAUGGAAUUUUUAAGCAACAGCAAUAACCACGAUACAGCUUUGCUAAAUAUCAUACGUACCAGAUACAUUGAGGCCAACUCCAGGAUUAGUCAAGACUUUGUGCCAGCUCUUAAUGCAUUUUUUGAACGCCUACCUACGGUCAUUUAUAAUUUUAAGCAAAACCUAAACAAUGCCCAAAAGGAGGAGUACAAGGAAUUGCUGCAGUGUUGCAAUGAGUUCGUUCCCUCAGCUAGUCUACAGAAGAAAUAUCAAGUUUUCGAUCGACUUACAAAACUUAUUAUACGUGGAAGGCAACCCCGGGAUCCCGCUACGAAUGCCAAUUGCAAAUGGGAAACUUCAAAGUUUGUGGAGUUUCCGCAGAAAAUCAACUCAUGGUCUAUAGGAAGAGUCAAAUGAGUUAAAGUCCAAAAGAGGCCUAACAUUUUAUUUUAAACUUUAAUUUAAUCAAUAAAUUAUAGAUUCGAUUUGAAUAAGGAGAAAGAAGGAUUGCUGACAAA